Messenger RNA from Anisakis simplex (herring worm), 234 nucleotides. Lineage: Eukaryota; Metazoa; Nematoda; Chromadorea; Rhabditida; Anisakidae. The record is from the annotation of a GenBank genome assembly.
AUGACCUGUCAAGAAUCAUCCGCGGAACCUCACGAACAAUUCAGAGAAAGCGAGGAAAUGUGUAAAGAAGAACAGUUGCAGUCUAAUGAUGCAAAGAAGAGUAUAGGCAAGGUGAAUGACAGACAUUUUGACGCUGCUACUGACCUCAUUAUAAAGCAGUUGACGGAGAGGAGGUCUCUUUAUCGACAGCAUCGACAAGAGGCAAAGGCUGCUAAAAGUUUGAGGUCUUCAUAA